This is a messenger RNA of Saccostrea echinata, 714 nucleotides long. RefSeq names its product mucin-2-like. The coding region runs from base 1 to 651 and encodes 216 amino acids. The transcript has 2 exons. NCBI's taxonomy places the organism in Eukaryota, Metazoa, Mollusca, Bivalvia, Ostreida, Ostreidae. The record is from RefSeq and is a predicted model, not a curated record.
AUGAGAGCUCCCUCUAACAGCGACCUGAACACAGAGAGAGCCGAACAAAGCAUUUUACGGGGAGUAGUUGUUACUACCACUAUCAAUGUUCCUACUACAACCAUAGUCAGCACCACAAGUACCGCCACUGUGUCCAUGACGCCGUCGUCCACCACCGUUUAUGAAUCAACGAUCUGUGUUAACAUAACUGUGACAGCAACAGAAACUGCGUAUCAUAAUCUCACGACGUAUAUUCCUGAAACCACAAUUUCUUACAUCCAAUCACAUUUCACUGCUACCAUGACAACUGUAGUUCCAACUACUGUCAUUAUGACGUCAUACAUAGCGCCAUCUACUGUGACAGUGGAAGUGACGCCAUUGCUGACGACGUGUAACAAUCAAACAAAAUUUAUCAACAUCACAAACACACAAUAUAUACAAGAAGCAGUGGAAAACAUCACAAAAGCGUUAUAUGUGGACAAGACAACAAUAAGUUCUUAUGUACGAUCGAAAACGUGUGCCGAGGACGACCGAACUUCUUCUGCAACCGUGGGGUAUUUUGGAAUCGUUUUCAUUGCCGUUCCAUUUGGAUUGAUUUUCCUUCUUGACCUACAUCAAGUUUAUUUGCAGCUAAGCGAAACAGUUAGACAAUGUUGUCGUAAAGACCGCUAGAUUUAAAUCAUAACACGCCAAAGGAAAAUGAAAUUCAUAUAACAUGAUAUUGUACAACACCGA